UGCGUAUACAGGAAGAGCGAAUGCAUCUGGUUUGCUUUGCUACAUUUCCGGUAAAAGGAGAACUGACAAGUUUGCAUUUUGUUUACAAGUGGUGAAAGCUUCUCAUGGUGUCGAGCUAUCUAGUACCUAGGGGAGAGGUUUCCCGGUGGGCUGGGCCUAUAUUGCACGACGAGACAAUACAAAGGAACAGGCUGGGCUUUUCCGGCGAUGCGUUUCAUCGUCCUAUGUUCUCAAAUUCGGGCAGACGAUAGAAAGCCGUUGGCUUUGGCACUCGCAGCAAACCGACGGACAUGCUGUGCGCCACCGCACUGUCCUGCAGUCCAAGGCCAAGCGCUCGUCCUUCCCUUGCGAAAUUCCCUCUGCUUCAUCACCCGGCUCUUCCCAUCUCUUCUCCAUCCAGCUCUUCCCCCAGGAGGAGCAAUUCAUGGGGUUGGACGUGGACUGGGAGAUGGGUCUCUCGAUUUCUUUCCCUGUACUUGUCCCUCCUCACCUCCGUUUCUGUUUCACAGGCACAUGAGUAUCGUCCAUCUCCUUCCUUUACUCACGCCUGUGAGGAUAUCGACACUUAUUAUGCCCAGCUCCGGAAUUCCAAAGGCCAAGCUCUUCAGAAAAAGCUGCAUUCCCUCAUCUCUCCUCAUCGCUCCUUGUCCUACAAGCAGGUGUGGGAUGCCCUCAAGAUCCUUGAUGCUGCUGAUGUUGAUAACCCCGAAGCUUCGCCUGGGGUAGUUGAAAUUUAUACUCUUAAGAUCGUACCAAAGGCUUUAGCUGGAAAACCUGAAGGAUGGAAUAUAGUUGCAAUAGAUUCAGAAGUGUUCACACCAGCAAAAACUUUGCCAGGGGAGCAUUUAUGGCCACGUUCUUAUGGGUUAAUUGAUCGUGUGUCACUGAGCGAUUUACACAACCUUCGCCCAUCUGAUAUAAAUGUUAAUUCAUCUAGAGGAAACAAGUAUUAUGGAGAAUGUGCUUUUACCUCCGCUAAAUGUCUGAGACCAGCGAACAAGGAAGCUGCAAUUGACACAGAAUCAGAUAGCAAGAGAUGGGCUCCACCUAGGCAGGUUAGAGGGGAUAUUGCACGGGCAUUAAUGUAUAUGGCUGUCAGCUAUGGGUUUCAUCAACCAGGUGGAGGCCCUGAUCUUCACCUCUCUGAUUCUCCGAGCAUUGAGAAAAAGGAGAUGGGACUGCUUUCUACACUGCUGAGAUGGAAUAAAUUUGAUCCACCAUCAAGGGAAGAGAAGCUGAGAAAUGACCGGAUAUGCAAGUUUUAUCAGUAUAAUAGAAAUCCUUUUGUUGAUCAUCCAGAGUAUGCUGAUCUGAUAUGGGAGCAAAAAUAGUUAAGGCAAAUCAAUCUUGUCAUUGUCAAUGGGGUUAGUCCACAUUAGAUGAACAGACGAACAAUAUGAUUGUACUGUGAGGCGGCAUUUCUAUGUGUGCUGCCAGUCAUUUCAUUUGCCAUCACGCCAAAAGGCCCACAGACUUGCAUUCUGUCACAUCGCUUCGAGUACUUUCUAGUUGACUGGGAGUGUAUACCAAACUCAGUCCCACUGUUUUGGAGUCGGAUUUUGUUAAGAGGAAUAUGGUGCGCACGGUACAGCACCUACCUAGGGCGAAGGGUUGUGGCGCUCUGUUUCUUUUGUUUUCUUAAUCAAAGUAUUUCUCGAUAGCAGAAAAAGUGUUUUGCAUGGUUUAUACUUUCCGUGUUGGGAAAUCCGGUGAAAUUCAAUGGAAAUUUAGGAAUUGCUUUUCUCUGUCAAAUCCCUACAGAGUGCUUUCCCAAGCUGUCGUAAGUUUAUCUUGCGAAAUUCAGCUCCCUUCUUAGAGCACAAGGAUAGGUAUCUACAGUCUUAGCUGUGGAACGGUCCAUUGGAGGUACAGGGCAGGAGCAAGAGUUCUGUUCAAGGGACUACUGAUUAUAGGAUGUAAAUGAAUUACUGGAAUAGCUUAGAAUUCAAAAGCAGAAUGAUGGAGAUUGAUUGAGAGAAGGCCUGAACUGGGACCAAA
This is a messenger RNA of Syzygium oleosum, 1998 nucleotides long. RefSeq lists its product as uncharacterized. NCBI's taxonomy places the organism in Eukaryota, Viridiplantae, Streptophyta, Magnoliopsida, Myrtales, Myrtaceae. The record is from RefSeq and is a predicted model, not a curated record. Gene Ontology annotation, molecular function: nuclease activity. The coding region runs from base 291 to 1331 and encodes 346 amino acids. The transcript has 8 exons.